AUGGGAUGUUCGAUAAAUAAGAAAAAAUUAUCCUGCUCUACUUCUAUUAAUAGUACUAAAACAACAAACGACAAUUUUGAGCAAUAUCUAAAGAGUGUGGGCUCAUUGGUUGAAUUCAACGAAAUUAGAAGAGGAAAGGUCUCUUAUUAAAUUUCCAAAAAUCCUAUCAUACUUAGGAGAUUGAAUAAAUCCAAAGAAAAACUUGAUGACAUAGACUAGGACAAGAUGUUUGUAAACUGA
Paramecium octaurelia is the source of this 240-nucleotide messenger RNA. NCBI's taxonomy places the organism in Eukaryota, Ciliophora, Oligohymenophorea, Peniculida, Parameciidae. The record is from the annotation of a GenBank genome assembly.